Molecule: messenger RNA, 2143 nt
Organism: Selaginella moellendorffii
Lineage: Eukaryota; Viridiplantae; Streptophyta; Lycopodiopsida; Selaginellales; Selaginellaceae
Product: DExH-box ATP-dependent RNA helicase DExH8
Exons: 7
Coding region: 958-1848 (296 amino acids)
Molecular function (GO): metal ion binding
Source: RefSeq, a predicted model, not a curated record
CGUCGACCAAUCGUUGGAAGCAAUGGAGGCGUACCAUUCAGUGAGGAAGGUGAUUCUUGCGACUGAUGUUGCCGAGUCUUCAAUUACAAUACCGGGAGCAUCGUUCGUCAUCGACUCAUGCCGCUGCCUAGAAGUGUUUUGGAACUCGAAAAUGAAGAGAGACGCUCCCCGGAUUGUCUGGGAGUCGAGCUCACAGGCCGAACAACGUAAGGGGCGCACAGGGCGUACCUGCGAUGGUACUGUCUUUCGCAUGGUGCCGCGAACAAUGUACAUGACAUUCAACAAGUUUGAGGUUCCCGCAAUGCAGCUCUUGUCUCUACGAAAGCAAGUACUGUCACUGUUUGUGCUGAACCACGAGCUUUGAAUGAUGCUUUGGGUACGUCUCUUCGUUUUGUGAAUCGGAAAUUUUGUGUUUUGUUUUUCCAGCAUUCUUCGAUAAAUGCCUGAAUCCACCGCAUCCAGACACUGUUUAUGAUGCUUUGGAGUCACUUGAAGCACUGAACGCUCUACAGCCCGAUGCUGGAGGGAAGAAGUUGCCGACCCCAUACGGACGAAUACUUGCGUCUCUUCCACUAUCUUUGGAGGCUUCUAUGCUUCUCAUGGAGGGCUGAGAACGAGAAGAUAUCACAGCACACUCAUUCAGGUACCCGAUUCUAGACACUACGCCGAGUCCGAUUAUCCUGCCUCUCGGAGCCAGCGCUACAGCACACUAUUCUUUUCAGUACUUCCAGGAAUCACAAAAUGGUGUAAAGGCAAUCUCGUCAAGCCGCUCUUCUUGGCAACCUCUGCGCGUUUGAAUUCUGGCAGUGCGUCUUGAAGCUAUCCCACGAAUUUUUAUCCUCAACUAUCGUCACCAUUCAUGGAGAGGAGUCGGAGAAGGAAUUCUGCAAACAGCAUCACCUUUCUUUGUUUUCACUCAGCGCUGUCGCUGAGCUCUCUAGUUGCCUGCUAGAAGUUAUGCAUCGGUCUUAUUAUACGGCUUUCUCCUUCCAGCACCUCUGCUUUCGUAGCCAAGACGACGAGUCGUGCCUGGGACUUCCGUAUGUUUCAAAUGGGAGCUUCCACAAUGAGAAUAACCAGUCAGAUUUGCUGAAGAUCAUUGUGGAGACUCAAGCAAGAUACUUAGAACCGCAGAGUAAUUACGAGUCGAUCCAUUUUCCUAAAGAAGAGGACGGGGAAGUGCAGUGCGUGUACUUCCGUAGAGGCUUUUGCGCUAAAGGAAACGGCUGUGAGUUCUCACACUCAGCAGUAUGCAAGUUUUUCUUGUCCGGGGAUGGAUGUCGCUAUGGUGCUCAUUGUCGAUAUAAGCACGACUCGGAUGUUCCACGCUGGGACAAUCGUCUUGAGCUUGACGAAGACGUAGCUCAGUUUCCUACGGUGCUGUGUUCUUCCACUCGAAACUCGGAGGGCACCAUGCUAGUUUUUGGAAGGGAGGCACUGUCUUAUAUCCAUCAGCUGCAAGAUCUUGCUACUGCAUCUUGCAACGACGAUUCUCAGCUAGAAGCAGAGAAGUAUGAUCGAUCGUCUCUCCACCGUGAUCCUGGACUUGCCUUGGAGAAUCCAGAUCCUUCGGGGUUCUUCCCUCGCCGGGAUGCCGAGGAAUUCGCGGAGAUUUCCAACCUGUUCUCCCAAUGCGUUGAUCAGGGCUCUUUGGAUAUUGCGGUGUUCUUAUUUUUCCUUCCAGCCAAGUAUCGCCACGCCAAGAUCGUUGGUGGAUCCCAGCGAGGUAGGAUGCAGAUACCUUCUUCCUGCUACUUUCUAGGAUUUGGACUUGGCCUCGCGAGGCGUGAGCUGCAUUGGGAUUUCGAUCAAAAUUUUGACAAACAUCGUUCUAGCGGAAGUUUCUAGAGUUCCUCCUCCAUUUCCUCGAGUUCUUCCUCGGCCUCAGCGCCGGCAGGGCGUUCCUCGACUUCGACCUCGGCCUCGGCAGCAGCGGCAAAGGCAGCAGCAGCUGCACGAUCACCACGGGUCACAAAUGGCCCAAGAAGGGUAGGAGGACGAUCCACAAGUCCCUCAGCAGCAGAGACCAAGAACACAUCUCGCGUGAGACUGUAGCUCAGUGGAUUCUUGAACUGCUCAUAAGUGUAUGUUGCCUUGUAUUUGAGCAUUCCAAGCUCGGUGAUAUUUGUGAAACAAAUGACAA